Bursaphelenchus okinawaensis is the source of this 2451-nucleotide messenger RNA. NCBI's taxonomy places the organism in Eukaryota, Metazoa, Nematoda, Chromadorea, Rhabditida, Aphelenchoididae. The record is from the annotation of a GenBank genome assembly.
AUGAAUCUGACGGCUUUGAAUAGUGAUCAGCUGGCGCAGCAGUUCUUCUGCCAAGUUGAAGAAACUGUGGCCGCGGUUUCGGUUGAUAAACGAGAUCCAUGGCCAUCUGCUCCAACCGCGUACUUCAACAGUAAGUUGUUUGGUCAUUUUGAAAUUAUAUUGACAUUUUAUUUAGUUUUUAAGAACUAAUAAUGUGGCAAAUUUAUUUUAUUUUUGUUUUGUUUUUAAAGAAAACAAGGAUUUUAAUAGUAUUACCUAAAAUAACUAUUCUAGUCGAAACUCUUUACAAAGGCAACUUCGGCAAUGUUUCUCUGGUUCAAACUAAAAUCAAUCAUGCUUUGAGUGGAGUAGACGUGAAGAAGUGUAUAUUGAAGUCUAUAAACUUGUCCAAACAGUUCUACAAUAUUAUUCAGAAAAGUCACAAUUCUGAUGUUGAUCAGAAGACUGUCUCCAGAAUCUCACGGCUCUUGCGGCGGACUGUGAUGGACUUGUAUGUCAUUGGAAAGUAAGUUCUUGCGUUUUUAUUCAAUUUUUGUUGUUUUAGGUGCAGACAUCAGAAUAUUAUUCACGCUCAUUCUGUCUUCAUGAACGAUGGGAAUCUAAUGAUUUCGAUGCCGAGGUUCCAUGUCUUAUACGAUCUAGUGGAUGAGUUUCGACAAUUGGCCAAAAAUGAGGUAAUUUUGGGGAAAGGGACUAUGUUAUCUGUGCUCUUAAUUUACUUAUAAGAAGUAUACUUAUGGUCAACUUAUUGAAUCUCUUUAUAAUUGUAAUUUUUUAAAAAUUUUUGCAAAAAAAUAUUCUAAUUUUUGUAUUUUAGCCGAUGCCAAUGACAAUAAUUGCUCCGAUUAUUCGACAGAUUUGUCGCGGAUUAGAUCACCUUCAACAUAUUGGUAUUAUUCAUCGUGACGUUCAGCCGAACAAUGUUCUUCUGACUCGGAACGGCACUGUGAAACUAUGCCACUUUGGUCAAUCCAAGGUUUUGACUACGAAGCAACAAUUACACGGGUGUAAAACGCCUGUGGGCAAAGAGGAAUUCAUGUGCGCGGAAAAGGUACUUUAAGCGCAAUAUUGAUAAUAAUUAUUUAUCUUAAAAGUCGACUUUACGUCUUUUAUACGAGCACUUACUAAGUUAUGUGAUUUUAGUUAAGUAACUUGGUUGCGGCAGGGUUAGAGAACUGUCGGUCUUAUGGGUAUUCGGCUGAUAUCUGGUCUCUGGGAGUAAUGGUACUGUCUAUGAUUAGUUACUUCCCGAAUGAACGACAUCAUCGUCUUCAUCGCAACUUUGCGUUGAUUAUGGAGGAAGAACAAGCUACGUUUAUGUGGUUGACAGCUGAAAUGGUGGUAUGUUUUAUAGUAUGCAUUCUGAUAUUUAUACUACAAAUGAUGUAAAACAUAGUUAGGCUUUAACAUUUGUGAGUGAUGACGGUUUAUAUGAUAUAUUAUAUUAUAAAGGUCGUGAUUAACAGUAACCUUUCAGCAACUCCGGGCACGACUUCUGAAGAGCGGAGGCAAUGAAUUGAAGUCGUUUCUGAGUAACUGCCUCCUGAAUCCAGAUGGAAAGAAACGUCCAACGGCUUCUGAAUUAGUUAAUCAUCCUAAACUACUGAAGUGGUGCUCUGAGAGUAUUGAAAAGGACAAGGCCGUAAUCAAGAAGCUACUCAUUGAUAAGGUCGACUUUGCCAACAAAAUGAAGAUUCAGAGGGACGGAAUGAACUUUGACUAUCUGGAGUGUGUAGGUUAACAUUUAUGUUGGUAUUAUUACUGCGUUGUUUUUAUUGAUAACACUUCACAAGAUGGCUAUAAAUGCUUAUUUAUGAUUUAGAAGGACAUUCCGGCCGAAUUUUAUUGGAACGAUGACUGGAAAACUCAUGAUUCUGAAUGCUACACAUUACGAAUUUCUAAACGGACUUCAGAAUUGAUAAAGUAAGCAUUAUUAACUGUUUAUGUCACUUUAGCUAUGUUUACAUUAUUUUAUGGUGUUGUAAAACAAUAUUGUUUACAGAACAGACUUCCAGUACUACAACCCCGAUGCUCUGUUGUCGGCGCUGUACAAACUGGUGGAAUCUGAAGUGAUUUGCUUUGGUGACGUGAUCCCGAUCCGGAAUCUGGUCGAUGAAGCGACGUUUGAUUUGAUUAGAAGGCUCAGAGAAAGCGACAGAGAUCAGGUCGAAGCCAUAGGUAACAAGACUUUUUGAUUUGGAUACUGUGUUCUUAUAUUUGUAGGUAUUGUGAUGAUUCUAUUAUGUAAGCUUAUAUAGUGUGAGGCAUUUAGAAUAACUAAUGAUUUGUAUACAAUCUUGUAAUGCUAUUUUAAUUAAUGUUAUUGUAGUGACUGAAUACGAACCUUUGAUGGCAUCUGAUGUACUGAACAAGUUAGUUCUCACGGUAGGAUUUGGAACAUUGUCAACGAGCGACGAAGUGGUAACCAGAGAUUCCUUCAAUAUUUACUAA